AGCGCACAAGACAGCACCUGCUGGUGCAGUACCGCCGGCAUGGACGUCUUCCAGUCCGUAUCCGGAUACCUAACGAGGAUGGUAUCGACCGGCGACAGCACUACCAAUGCCAGCGCCGCCAAGAUGAAGAUACUCCUACUGGACCGCGACACCGUUCCCAUCGUCUCCGCCGCUACCACUCAAUCCGCGCUUUUAAACCACUCCGUCUACCUUACCGAUCGCCUGGACAACGCAGAGCGGGAGAAGAUGCGCCAUCUACGCUGCUUAUGUUUCGUUCGGCCGUCUCCCGACAGUAUACAAGCACUUAUCGAUGAGUUUCGAGAACCCAAGUACGGCGAGUAUCACAUCUACUUCAGCAACAUAAUCAAAAAGUCCUCUCUCGAGCGUCUCGCCGAAGCAGACGAUCACGAGGUUGUUAAGAGCAUAGUCGAGUACUUCGCAGACUUCAUCGUAAUCAACCCAGACCUCUGCAGCCUUCCGCUCCCGACACGCAUAUUCAGUUCGUCCGCGGAUGCGUGGAACCACGACAGCUUGACAAGGACGACGGAGGGCGUGCUUGCGUUGCUGCUGAGUCUGAAGAAGAAGCCGUUGAUACGGUAUGAAAGGAACAGCGUGCUGUGUCGCAAGCUGGCGACGGAGGUGCGGUAUGCCAUGACGCAAGAGGAGCAGCUGUUCGACUUCCGGCGGCCGGAUACGCCUCCCAUAUUACUGCUUGUGGACCGCAGAGACGACCCCAUUACGCCACUCCUAACACAGUGGACGUAUCAAGCGAUGGUUCACGAGCUGAUGGGUAUCGAGAAUGGAAGAGUCAACCUGAGUGAUGUGCCAGAUGUACGACCGGAGUUUAAGGAGAUCGUUAUAUCACAAGAUCAAGACCCCUUCUUCUCCAAGAACCUCUAUCUCAACUUCGGUGAUCUAGGUCAGAACGCCAAAGACUACGUCGAGCAAUUCGCCGCCAAACAAGCCGACGGCAAGAAACUGGAAAGCAUCGAAGACAUGAAACGCUUCGUGGAAGAGUAUCCCGAAUUCCGCCGUCUUUCCGGUAACGUCACCAAACACGUCACGCUCGUGACAGAGCUCAGCCGACGCGUGGAGACGGAUCAUCUCCUCGAUGUCUCCGAGCUCGAACAGAGUUUAGCAUGCAACGACAACCACACGCUUGACGUGAAGACGUUACAGCAAAUGAUCCAGAACCCAGCGAUACCGCCAGCGAACAAACUGCGGUUGGUUGCAAUCUACGCGCUUCGAUACGCCAAUCACGCGAGUAAUCACACGCCCGCCCUGAUGGAUCUCCUCGCUGUCGCAGGCGGCGUGAGCAGAUAUCGCAUUAACCUCAUCCCGAAACUCCUAGCCUACGCUUCAAGCGUGCACGCAGCUUCUACGGAAGGCGCACCAAUGCCAGCUCUCUUCCAACCAGCGCAGAACAUCUUUUCCGAAGCGCGGUCAAGGAUUAACCGCGGUUUACGUGGCGUUGAGAACGUGUAUACGCAGCAUUCGCCACGCCUGGAAAACACAUUGCAGGACUUGAUCAAAGGGAGACUAUCGAUGACGGCGUAUCCGUUCGUCGACGGCGGCGGACAGACGAGGGACAAACCGCAAGAUGUCAUUGUCUUUAUGGUUGGGGGAGCGACGUACGAGGAGGCGAAGAUGGUGGCGCAGAUUAAUGCAACCUCGCCUGGCGUGCGCGUGGUGCUGGGGGGAACAGAUGUGUUGAAUAGUGCGAGGUUUCUGGAUGAGGUGGAGGAGGCGGUGGAUACGUGGCCGGAGCCUAGCGCUGGUACGGCGGCGGGGAGGUUAAGGCAGGCGGGCAGUAGGCCUUAGAACAUCCACCACAAAGAGAGGUGUGGUCGACGUGCAACGAGGCUAUUAAACCUCGCCAUCAUCGAAAUAUAAUUACCAUGAAGCCUUGAGCGACUUCAUCAAAGCCGGCAGCACCUGCGUCUCGGUAUAAUUCCAUAUCAAGCUUGAAUCCUGGCUCAUCCACGCCGCCCCCGUCCAAA
Molecule: messenger RNA, 2000 nt
Organism: Baudoinia panamericana UAMH 10762
Lineage: Eukaryota; Fungi; Ascomycota; Dothideomycetes; Mycosphaerellales; Teratosphaeriaceae
Exons: 3
Coding region: 40-1821 (593 amino acids)
Biological process (GO): vesicle-mediated transport; intracellular protein transport
Cellular component (GO): Golgi membrane
Source: RefSeq, a predicted model, not a curated record